GCUAUGCUAUAUUUUUAACUCUUACUGAGACAUGAUUAUUUAGUUACUUUUUCUAGUCAUCGUUAGUUUUGAUUUAUCAUGAUGGAUUGAUGACACUUUAUUGUAAACUACACGGGUGUAGUUUACUGUUCACAAACGCGCCCUGGGCAAUAUCAGGUGUUACCUAGAGUAUACACAAAGACAAGCUUGGACAGGCUGUUUCUCCUCUUAUCAUUUCAAAAGAUGUUAGACGUUACGUGCCGGCGUGUUGUUACUGAAGUGUUAGUGAUUUUCAGUAAUAACAAAUUGACUUUUUUAAAUUUUGAGCAUUUUUAUUGGAAUACCAAUUACCGGGUUUUUCAAUUCUCCAAGCCACUGUAAUACUAAUAGUGUAAAUUGUAAUUGUAAGUUAUAUUUAUAACAAGUCUAAGCCCAACACUUACUUAGUGAACAACACAGUAAUACUAAUAGUAAUACCAACAGUGGUUCGAAUGUGAUAACUUAAAUCUGCUAUCCAGUUUGCUUUUGUGCAUUCUGAUUAUGGGACUUUCAAAACAACACUAAAUAAUGACAUGCUCCUUAACUUCAAGUUCAACUGAACAAUUUAAAUUUCGACAAUGCCUUUGUUGCUGACAGUGAGAUGAGGAUGAGCAGAUACAUCUUGUUCCAAAGUGUGAAAUUCAACGUUAGUAAUUAUUAUUGUAAAUAGUUUUCAUUCAAAGUUUACAUUUUAAUUAAGGAUAUUCAAUUCAUGGGCCUUGAAUAGUAGCAUUAUUAGGAUUUGCAAAAAAAUGAGAGCUUAAGUUCAAACACUGAAAUUGAGAAGGAAAAUAUUAAAAUGGCAGAUACUUCAACAUCAAGUUUUGAUGGAACUACAGAAACUCACAGAAACACAUAUUCAGGUGUAUUGAUUAAACGACCAGAAAGAAAGAAGCACCUUGAGUGUAUUGAACGACUUAAUUCAGUGAUCCAGGCAAAGAAAAGACAUUUGCAAAAGCUUCAAAAUCAGUUUGACCCACAUAAAUUUGAGAACCAGAUGAAAACAUUUCAGUCACAGCAAGAAGAAAGAGAUAGUCAAAGAAUAAGAAUUAUAGAGGAAAUACAAUUGUUGAAUAAAGAACUCACCCAGAAGAGGCAGUCGUUAAGUCAAACCCAAGGCACACUCAAGUAUAAGCAGGAGGAUAAGAUCAAUGAAGCCAUAAAACGUCUAGAGUAUCAGCUACAGAGACACAACUAUACUGCUAAUCAAGAAAGAAAAAUUGUUCAGGAGAUUGAUUCAUUAAAGCGUUCCAAAAAAAGCUUGAAAUUAUAUUUGGCCCAAAAAGCUGAAGUGGAUGAUGUGAGGAGCAAGCUUCAAUUGAAAAGAAACUGGAAAGACCAUCUUUCUGAUGAAAUAAGUGAAUUCAGGAGAAAACAAGACAGUCACCAGAGGGAAUACAAGAUGGCUGAAGCAGAGAUAGAAGAAGUUUGUAAAGAGCUCACUGGCCUUGAACAAGAAAAAUCUGAUAUUGAAGCAGAGUACGAUCAAGUUAUGAAAGAAUUUUAUAAACAAAAAGAACAGUUACGAGAGGCAAAGGCUUGGAAACUGGAACAGGAGAAGCAAGCAACAGUAAAUAGAAAACAACAUAUCGGUGAUGAAGUAAUAGUGGACCAAUACAUUAAGGAACGACAGCUGUGCACAUUCCUUUUAGCUUAUCUUCAGCAGCUGAUGGGUUCUAAAUUGUCGUUGAAAUCCAACUUAAAAAUCUCUUCACAUCCAACAGUACUUUGCAACCCUCAAAGUGGUCAUACUGAAAUGGAAGGAACAAGUAAUGCUCAUUCUUGUUACAAAAAAGAAUUGGAAGAAAAUACUGAACAUUUUGUUGUAAAGAGCAAGCCUUCAACUAGGAAACAGAAAAAGAUAUUUUCUAAGAAAUUGAUCACCCAUCCAUGUGAGGUUUUUGACCAGUUCUUCACCUUAGGCCUUCCUACUCCUCGUACUUUAUCAGAAGUCCCGUCUGUCAUUGAUAAAGUUAAAGAGAAAUUGAAAUUCUUUGAAGAUCAUCGAUGUAGUCCAGUCCCUCACAACAGUAAUGUUAGUAGAACUAUUGCACAACUUCCAAGCACUUUGGAAUAUUCCUCCACUAGUUCAGUCACUAAGAACUUGCAGGACUGUAGCUCACCUGUGGAUAGUAAGUCCAUAAAUGAGCUGUCACUCACCUUUGGAGACACUAGAAAGAAUAGUGGUGACGUUUGUACAGUUGAUUUUGAAUAUUUACACAUCACAGAAGCCAUUACACAAAGUCACAGUCAGAUAGAUGUUCUUAGUGGGGAGAAUUGUCAUUCCUGCUCUGCUUCAUUUAGAGAUAUAGAUGAUCACCAACAGCAUAGCAGAGUAACAGAAGAUGGACAACAACAUAACAAAGCUGUAUAUGAAGAAGAAUGUACUCGAAUAGUGGAUAAUGGUCUGCAACGUAAUGAACUUGUGAACGAAGAGCAAAAAUGUAAUGGAGUAGUAGACCAUGGUCAACAGUGUAAUGAAGUUGUAGAUGUAGGGCAACAGGGUAAUGGAAUAUCAGUCAGUGGAAUACUAUAUGAUGGUAAAUGCUGCAAUGAACUUGUAGAUGAGAGAAGUGAAAUUAAUGGAGUGAUGAUGAUGGCCAACAAUGGACCUGUGCUUGAUGAAUGUGGACAUUGUAGACUUGUGGAUAACACACAUGAAUGAAUCUAAAGAUGAUUGAUGACAACACACUAAAACUUUAGAUCAUGGAAAACCAUGUAACAAUUCAGAAAAUAAAAAAUAAGUAUAAUGGAUCAGUAAAUGUGAAGUAAAUUACAAAACCUAUUAAAUUUAAAAACAAAUUGCAAAUGUGAUGAGGUGGAAUUUUUAAAUCGGUAGUUAAAAAAGGGUGCUGUUUUUUUUAUGUUACAAGCUUAUCUGAUAAAAUUAAAUCAAUUCAGAGUUGUUGUUUUUAUUGUUCCUGACUCCAUAUUGAAUAUCUUUUUUCUUUUUUUAUAGACAUUCCUAUUUGUGUUCUGUGACUGUUUAUUUAUUCUGUGAUUCUGGAAAUUUCUGUUUUAAAAAGUGUCUGUAGUUCCUCCUUUAUAUGUCACUGAAUAAUCAUGACAAUUAAUGUGAUGUGUCUUUAUGAUGAUAUUGACUUGGUUUAACCCUAGUUUUGUCAAAAGUUUCUGUAGUUUAUCUGUAUAUGAGAUAAUGCAUGUGUAUUAGUAAGGCUUUGAAAAUGGUUACCCUGCAACAUUAAAAAUCAUAUGUUCCAAAAUUACUGAAUCAAUGCCUACUAACAGUAUAAAAAAAGUCAUUGUUACUAUUAAAUGACUUAGUAUGAAAACAAUACACAUACAUCUUAAUGUGAAUAGCUAAGAAAUAACAGUAUAGUUGGUAUUUGUGUAGUGUAACUGCCAGAGUUGACCAAAUAUGGUUGACUAUCUUGGUUCUUGUAGGGUAACAAAUUUUAUGAAACACAGCUGGAUUGAGAACAGAUGUUGACUUGUUUCUAGUAUCUAGCUGAUGAGCUCUUGUAGUGUGUAGAAGACCUCAUGCAAUAGUGUAAUUAAAGUGUUACACUACCUAUUUGAAAUCAGUACACAAUUCGAGUAGUACGAGUUAUGUGUAAUAUCCAGUAUUUCUUGAACACUAUUGUAAUAAUGUAGCAAAAUAAGUAAAAGUAACUUUAUGAUAAGUGAUUUAUUAAGUGAAUGUGGAACUAUAGGUAUGAAAAAAAUCUGGCAGGUAAUGAAACGAAAACUUCUACAGCAUAUCGAGUUUUACUCAGAAUAUGUAAAAUUUACCUGCCAUUAACACAUUAGUUGAAGAUCUGCUUAAGGUUUGGCUAUUUUUCAAGUUUGAUAGAAACUGCCUUUGUGUAAAGUAGUGUUAGUUAGGACAAGGUUAAACCCCAAUCUUUUUGUACCAGACACACUUGUAUAUUUUAUCAUGAUGUUUUAGGGUGUAUUAAAAAAACAGUAUUAAAUAUUUUUUGCUUGUUAUAUAUAUAUAGAUUAUUGUAUGUGUUACAGAACAUACUUUAUUGCACAAGUAUGAAAUAAGGCAUGCUUUGUCAAACUAUUUCAAGUAAUUUGUCCUCCACUUAGAUAUUAAUAUUCAGUAAUUUCAAAAUAGUAAAUUAUUGAAUUGAGUCUUGUUACUAAUUGUGAUGAUUUUUUUUAUUUGUUUAGCUCACAGUACAUUUUUUCAAUAUGAAGCUUAUCUAUACUGUGAAUUAUAUCUGGCUGUGGUUUAUACAAAGUUUUUAUUCUUGUAUCAUUCUAGCAGAAUUUGCUAUGUGAUUCUACAAAAAGAAUAUUUUGGUAAUAAAAAUAAGCUUGUUUUUUUUAACUGAAA
Molecule: messenger RNA, 4324 nt
Organism: Limulus polyphemus (Atlantic horseshoe crab)
Lineage: Eukaryota; Metazoa; Arthropoda; Merostomata; Xiphosura; Limulidae
Exons: 12
Coding region: 818-2683 (621 amino acids)
Biological process (GO): intracellular mRNA localization
Cellular component (GO): nuclear outer membrane-endoplasmic reticulum membrane network; ribonucleoprotein complex; endoplasmic reticulum
Molecular function (GO): mRNA binding
Source: RefSeq, a predicted model, not a curated record